Messenger RNA from Schizosaccharomyces cryophilus OY26, 2218 nucleotides. Its product is annotated as vacuolar polyphosphatase. The transcript has a single exon. Gene Ontology annotation, molecular function: exopolyphosphatase activity; endopolyphosphatase activity. The coding region runs from base 408 to 2186 and encodes 592 amino acids. The record is from RefSeq and is a predicted model, not a curated record. Gene Ontology annotation, biological process: polyphosphate catabolic process. Gene Ontology annotation, cellular component: fungal-type vacuole; membrane. Lineage: Eukaryota; Fungi; Ascomycota; Schizosaccharomycetes; Schizosaccharomycetales; Schizosaccharomycetaceae.
AUAAUAACGCGCUAGUAUGCGUUAUAACGAGAAGAUGCAGCUACGUUUUGGUGUUCAAAUAUCGUCAAUGUACGGGUGCUUUGUUCUGGCUGAUUUAUACUUACGCGCUUCCAUUUUCUUCUUUUAUUACGAUUUUACUUUGUUGUUAAGGAUACUUUAGACUUGACUUAACAGUACUUUACUGGGAUUUUUCUUCGUGUUCUUUCAACUUGUAACUCCUAGGAAGACGAAAGUAAACUGCGUGCGCUUUUCAUGAAAAGCGCCUUUUAGGCGGUUACUAGAUAUCAUAAUUCAUUUUACUGUUCAUUUUAUUUUCUUGAUAUUAUUAUAGGUAUACUUGUCUCUGUAAAAGCAUAUAUAGGGCAAGACGUUAGAAGAAGACGCGUUCUAAGCAUAUUUUAUUCAUCAUGUCUUAUAUUUUUAUAACUCUUCUUUACCUGCAAUGGUUGAAUUUGGUUUUCAGCCUUGUCAUGAAACCGGUUACUUUGGAUAAUACUCAAAAUCCCAUCAUCAAUGAAGUUGGAGCUCUGUCUUCUGAAUGGAGAAUCACCAAUGCCAAGGGAAAGCCAUUGACAGGCAGGUUUCUUCAUAUUACCGACAUGCACCUAGAUGCAUUUUAUCGAGAAGGUGCUACUGUCGACCACUAUUGCCAUGACUAUAAACACAUGAGGGACUCUUCCAAAACAUCCAAAGCCGGCUUUUUGACGCCAGGACCAGGAUUCGAGUGCGAUUCAUCACCUUCGUUAAUCGACAAAACAUUAGAAUGGUUCUCUAAGCACAUUGAAAAGGAUUAUGGAGGUAUAGAUUUUAUCAUUUGGACAGGCGAUAACUCUCGUCACGAUAACGAUAAUCACUUUCCGCGAACUAAAGGUGAAAUCAUUGCUUCGAACGAAAAAGUUGUCGACAAAAUGGUUGAAACGUUUCCAGAUGUUCCUCUUGUUGCUGCCAUUGGGAAUAAUGAUGUUUAUCCUCAUAACAUUCUAGAAGCAGGCCCCUCCUCAAUAACUCAAGCCCUUGCUGGUGCAUGGGAUGCUUUAAUUCCAACGCAAGAAAAGCACGUUUUCGAAAAAGGAGGGUAUUACAUGGUCGAAGUUAUCCCUCGGAAACUUGCUGUUAUUGCCUUUAAUUCUUUAUACUUUUCGACAAAAAAUGCAGCUGUCGAUGGCUGCCCAAAAAAGGAUCCUGAUGAGCCAGGUUCCGUUCACAUUCGGUGGCUUCGAAUUCAGUUUUCCCUUCUCAGACAGAGGAAUAUGUUUGUUUGGCUAGCCAGUCAUGUUCCGCCUACUCGUAAUCAAUGGUAUCUCGAUUGCUAUGAAGCCUUUACUGAUCUUCUGUAUGAGUUUCGAGAUGUGAUAGUCGGUCAACUAUAUGGACAUAUGAAUAUCAAUCACUUUUUCUUACUUGAGUUUGACAAACCACCAGUCGAUACUUCCUCACUACAAUCUCAAGAUUUACAAAUUGCGACAGCACAACCAAAAUAUGUUAAGUCAUUGAUUGACACUCAGUAUGCAAAACUUCCAUUUGUUCCUGAUAAACCGUCUUCCAAAUUUUUAGAAGAAACUGUCGGAAAGUAUUCUCUUGCUAGCGUUGGUGGCUCUAUCAUUCCUGAAAUGUUUCCAAAUUUUCGUAUUUACACAUAUAAUAUUUCGGGUUUGGAUUCACAAGCAUCAUGUUUGGAACAAAAUGCAGCUGUAGCUGACUCUUCCGCAAAAAAACAUACUUCUUCUGUUAAUGAUUUGUACGACAACAGCGCUACCGAAGAUGACAAAGACUUAUUGCCUUCAAACUCAAUUUAUGAGUCAAUGAAACAAAAAUAUAAAAAGAAAAAGAAAAAGCAUCGUAAAAAGAAAAAAAUCCAGCCCGGAACUUUAGGACCAGCCUAUGUUCCCAUGACUUUCACUCCAUUAUCGUUUCAGCAAAUGUUCCUGAAUACAUCGAAUUAUAUGGAUGCUACGAAUGAAACAGAAAUUCACUACAAGCUUCUCUACGAUAGCAGAGAUGAACCAUACAACAUGCCUUCCCUCACCGUUCCUGAAUACAUGCGCCUGGCGAGACGAAUUGCUGGUGUUUCCGAGUCGAAUAAGAAGAAAAAGAAAAAAAGGCGUUAUAAAAAAAUUACUUACACUUAUCUUUGGCAUGCUUAUAUCGGUGCGAUCCCUAGUUUGGGUGAUCCCGAUAACUACUAAGUUAUUUAUUAAAAAUAAUUAUAUCAUGUAAC